Molecule: messenger RNA, 2244 nt
Organism: Eruca vesicaria subsp. sativa (arugula)
Lineage: Eukaryota; Viridiplantae; Streptophyta; Magnoliopsida; Brassicales; Brassicaceae
Source: the annotation of a GenBank genome assembly
AUGGAUACGACGACGACGGAGGAGCGAACCGCCGGUUCCUUGACGACGACGACGAAAGAUGAGAGUUAUGAGUUCACGGCGCCACAGUGGUACGAUCUCGAAACGGAAGAGACGAAAUGCGAUAAACAACGAUCGGAGCUCUGGUUCGAAUCAGCUACAAGUUACGCUUCUUCUCUGAGGAGAUCAUUUAAGGUUGAGAGCAUGUGCAACUUCAGCCAAGUAGAAGAAUCAACUCAGUUGAAAGCUAAAGGAUCAUCUGAUGAACAAAACAAACAAGGAGAAUGCUCAUUUAAUGUAUCAAAUAAGAACGAGAAGAAUCAGAGCAACAACUAUAGCACAGAUACUCAAGAAUGUGACAGUUUCCAGGACGAGCAGGGAGAUAACAAGGAGAACAUUCCUCCAUCACAAUCUGGAGUAUCUAUAGUGACCAACACUACGAUGCAUCUAAAUUCUAUAAAGAAUCGGUCUGUGCUGAUGCCGAUUAAACAGCCACAGUCGUCACAGGCCAGAGGCACUAAUCAGAAAACCAUAAAGAGGGAAACGAGUGUUAAAAAGUUAGUUGGAACGUCCAAUCUGGUCCAGGAAAAUCAAGCCAUCAAAAGGCAAAAGCUUGAUGCUGGUAAAUCUAGAAAGAUUCUCAAUCCAAAACCAACGACUUUGCCUCACAAGACAACACAAGGUCUUGUUAACACGAGGUUCAACUUAUGCCCUUCAGUCACUAAGAAAACCAGGACAGAGAACAGAAAGGUUUAUGUCCGGGAGAAAGUUACUCCAUUUGUAUCAACUGCUGAAUUGAUGAAGAAGUUCGAAACAAGUACAAGGGACUUGUCACUGCCUCAUGUCAAGAACCAGCCUAGAACGAUGACACUUACAAGGCUGAACGAACCAGAGUUUGCGACAUCUCAGCGAACUCGUCCUGUGAGACUUAAAAGCACUUCAGAGCUUGAGGAGGAGAUGAUGGCAAAGAUACCUAAGUUUAAAGCACGACCUAUGAAUAAGAAGAUCUUAGAAGCUCCAGCUUUGCCCGCACCACAUAGAAGCACACCGCAUCCUCCAGAAUUUAAGGAGUUCCAUCUCGAAACAAUGGCACGGGCUAGCCAGCAUGCAGAGACAUCUUCAGUAGUCUCGACGGGAAUGCCUAAGCAUAAUGAUUGGAGGCCUCAUAUCACUGAACCAAAGAGCCCUUUGCUUCAAACAAUGCUGAGAGCUCGUCCUAUUAAAGCAAAAACUUCUACUGAAAUUGAGCAAGAGGAGCUCAAGGUGCCAAAAUUUAGGGCAAGACCUUUGAAUAAAAAGAUAUUCGAAAGUAAAGGAGAGAUGGGAAUAUUUUGCAACACUAAAAGACACGUAACCAUACCUCAAGAGUUCCAUUUCCUGACAGAUGAAAGGAUUUCACAGCAUAACUCUGUUAUAGAUUUAUUUGAUAAGCUCUCUUUGAACUCUGAAUCUUUCCGUGAACGGCCUCUACAAAGGAACACUGCACCAAAACCUUUCCUUCUGAGGACAGAAGAACGAGGUGCUGAAAAAGAGAAGAAGUUUGUGAUAGAAGUCAUACAUAAACAGAUAGAGUCUGAAAAGGCCAGAACUCCCAAGGCAACCCCAUAUCCCUACACAACCGACUAUCCCGUGUUCCCACCAAAACCAAAGCCUAAGCAAUGCACAAAACCAGAACCGUUCAAGUUAGAGAGUGUUGCUAGACACGAAGAGGAAAUGCGGAAAGAAACAGAGGAGAGGUUGAGAAUGGAGAGAGAAGAAGCCCAAAGAAGAGUCUUCAGAGCACAGCCAGUGAUUACAGAGUACGUAACUGUUCCUUUUGCUCUUUAUCCGCAGAAUUUCAUUUCAGCACUGACUUUGUAUAAAUCUCACCUCUUCAGGGAUCCUAUUCCUCUUCCGGAGAAAGUACGAAAGCCUCUUACAGAAGUUCAAGAGUUCACUCUCCAUGUGGACCAUCGGACUGUCGAAAGAGCAGACUUUGACCAUAAAAUCAAAGAGAAGGAGAUGAUGUACAAGAGAUACCGCGAAGAGACUGAAGCCGCAAGAAUGGUGGAGGAAGAGAGAGCUCUAAAACAACUGAGAAGGACAAUGGUUCCUCAAGCCAGACCGGUGCCAAAUUUCAACAACCCAUUUUUACCUCAGAAGUCAAACAAGGAGACGACAAAACCAAAGUCACCGAAGCUUAAACUGACCAGAAGAAGCGAGAGAAGAACAAUGAUGGCUUCCUCUUCUUCUACUUACAUGAGAUAG